Molecule: messenger RNA, 960 nt
Organism: Bradysia coprophila
Lineage: Eukaryota; Metazoa; Arthropoda; Insecta; Diptera; Sciaridae
Product: seminal metalloprotease 1-like
Biological process (GO): proteolysis
Molecular function (GO): zinc ion binding; metalloendopeptidase activity
Source: RefSeq, a predicted model, not a curated record
UCCAGCUACUGGUAUUUUUUUUUAAACUGAAUAGUAAACGGUUAGCACAUCUGAAUCCAGUUCGUUAGUUCCGCGAGUAUGUACAGCAUGAAGCUUCUAUUUCUGUCCGUGUGUCUAUUGCAACUGGUUUUCGCAAUACCAGUUCGUAAAGAUGGUCCAGUUCCAAAUACUCCAGAAAAUAUUGCAAUAAUUGCAUCUGGAAAUUAUCCACAAAAUAUCGAGGAACUUAGUGGACAAUUCCAAGGUGAUAUGGUGCUGACAAUCGAACAGGAACGCAUGUUAAAUGGUCUGGAUCGCACUGGUUUGAUUGACACCAAUUACAGAUGGCCGAACAAUACCAUUCCCUACGAAUUGAGCGAUAUAUUCAGCCAGGAGCAGAAGGACUACAUUGAACUUGGUCUGAGAGAGUUGGAGCGCGUCAGCUGCAUAUUUUUCGUUCGCAGAACUACCGAAGAGAAUUUCGUCUCCGUUGAAGGAAAUGGAUCUGGCUGUUCGUCGAAUGUUGGUUUUCUGAAUCGAGGUCAACAAAGAGUUCAUCUUCAGCUAUAUCCACCGGGACAAGGUUGUUUCAGAAUUGGAACGAUUAUACACGAAUUCUUGCACACAUUAGGAUUCUAUCACAUGCAGUCUGCAACUGAACGUGAUGAGUUUGUUACGAUUAUGUGGGAACAUAUUCAAUCAGGCACGGAAGGUAACUUCAAUACUUACCCAGCUGAUCGGAUAAGCAAUUUUGGUGUUGAAUAUGAUGUUACCAGUGUAAUGCAUUAUUCAGCUUGGGGAUUCAGUAAAAAUGGAUUCGCUACCAUUGUUCCUCAUGACAUCACUUUGAUCAAUGUAAUGGGACAGAGAACUGGCAUGAGCGAUAGAGACAUUAGCAGAUUGAAUUCGAUGUAUUGUUAAUACAAGCUAUUCUAGUGGCUCAAUCCUAUUGUUUUGAAUAGAAUACAUCAAUUUCGUCAA